This is a messenger RNA of Aspergillus pseudotamarii, 1182 nucleotides long. RefSeq names its product GATA transcription factor LreB. Gene Ontology annotation, molecular function: sequence-specific DNA binding; zinc ion binding; protein binding. Gene Ontology annotation, biological process: regulation of DNA-templated transcription. The record is from RefSeq and is a predicted model, not a curated record. The coding region runs from base 1 to 1182 and encodes 393 amino acids. NCBI's taxonomy places the organism in Eukaryota, Fungi, Ascomycota, Eurotiomycetes, Eurotiales, Aspergillaceae. The transcript is spliced from 2 exons.
AUGGAUUGGGCCGCUGCCGAGCACGAGAGUGGGGUAACGCAGAAUCAUCAGCACAGAAUGCAGGCCGAAGAUCAUGGUUCUUUUACAGAAGAGAUUCAGAAACUUCCACCACCGCCGGCCGGCAAUGUGGGUGCGCAGAACUCAUCCGACCCGGCGGAUGAACAGGGUUGGCCCCAGCGUGUGUUGAAUACGAUGAAAGAUAUGCUACUACUUCUCAGCUCCGACGGCAAGAUCUUGUAUGCAUCGCCAUCUUGCAAAUCCAUCACCGGCUACGACGCAAACCAACUACAGCAGAAAGCUUUGGAGCGCUUUAUACACAAUGAUGAUAAGACCGUGUUUACCGAGGAGAUGAAUGAGUGUAUCACGACGACUCGUCCAGUGCAUUGCCAUUUCCGGUUUCGCAAGAAAGACAACAAUAGCAAUACAUCUUGCCUUUUGGAGGUACAUGGACACCCACAUAUGAAAACGUCUGAACCGAACGACAGUCCCGAAAAUCAUAAUCAAGAAUGUAUUGGCGUUUUUCUUCUGUGCCGACCUUAUCCCACGAGAAGCUCUCAGCUGAUCGACUCAUUUCUGGAGCAUAAAAUCGAGAACGUGCGACUCAACCAGCGAAUAGCACAGCUAAGGCAGGAAGAAGAGGAGGAUUUGGCAUCAGGUCAACAGUUAUAUGCCGGCGACUCCACGGGAGAUUCUACCUCCCGCCACAAUUCUCAUUCAGGCCGAUCCAAUUCCAAUCAAUCAUCGUUCCGCGAUACCACUGGGUCUGGUGAGGAGAACGAGUCAUCCGACACCCUCACAAACGAUGAUCCCGACUCCCGGUCGUACCUGGAUAUUGCCGCGGAUAGAUUGGGCCAGACGGAGGACAUGUCUCAUAUUGAGGGAAUCGAGAUGCUGACGGGUCUACACUACGGUGAUGGUGAACGUUCCCAGGGGCUCAGUACUGGCGUUCGCCAAGGUCGCCUCAUCCAUUAUGAUAUGGAAUCUGCCAAGCUAGACCAGCAGGCCCGCGUCAUCCAGGACAGCGAUCGAAAGAAAAGACAGAAGGGUGAAUAUAUGUGUACUGAUUGCGGAACCUCAGACUCUCCCGAGUGGAGAAAGGGGCCUGAGGGACCCAAGACUCUGUGUAAUGCAUGCGGAUUACGCUGGGCCAAGAAGGAAAAGAAACGGCAAGAUCAAAUCUAG